AUAUCGUGUGUACUGUGGGAGAGCGGAUAUAGUGAAUGCAGGGUCCGGGGGGAGACUGGAUAUAGUGAAUGCAGGGUCCGGGGAGACUGGAUAUAGUGAAUGCAGGGUCCGGGGAGACCGGAUAUAGUGAAUGCAGGGUCCGGGGAGACCAGAUAUAGUGAAUGCAGGGUCGGGGAGAGCGGAUAUAGUGAAUGCGGAGUCCGGGGAGAGCGGAUAUAGUGAAUGCGGAGUCCGGGGAGAGCGGAUAUAGUGAAUGCAGGGUCCGGGAGAGCGGAUAUAGUGAAUGCAGGGUCCGGGGAGAGCGGAUAUAGUGAAUGCGGGGUCAGGUUGCCUUCAGAAAGCUACAGCAGGGGGCGGAGAUGAGACCAAUCACCUUACACAAAGAAAGACCAGAGCUGUGGGAAGGGCCAGCUGGCGCCAUCCACUACUGGCUGCCUGCAGAGAUCUACAGGAGGGGACGGAGACAAGA
Molecule: messenger RNA, 469 nt
Organism: Staurois parvus
Lineage: Eukaryota; Metazoa; Chordata; Amphibia; Anura; Ranidae
Source: the annotation of a GenBank genome assembly